Molecule: messenger RNA, 1260 nt
Organism: Tarenaya hassleriana
Lineage: Eukaryota; Viridiplantae; Streptophyta; Magnoliopsida; Brassicales; Cleomaceae
Product: aspartic proteinase CDR1-like
Exons: 3
Coding region: 1-1260 (419 amino acids)
Cellular component (GO): extracellular region
Source: RefSeq, a predicted model, not a curated record
AUGUCUUCUGUAUCGUCGUUGUCCCUUCUUCUUUUGUUGUCGAUAACGACGUCCCUACUUGUUAUUUCCCAUGCAAAAGACAGUUUCACGGCCGAGUUAAUCCAUCGUGACUCGCCAAAGUCACCGUUCUACAACCCCAACCUAACCCUGAGCGAACGGUUCGAGGCUGCAGUGAACCGUUCAUUGAUCCGUUCAUGCAGUUUCGGCCGCCAAGAACGCUUGACGUCGAUGUCUGCGGAUUUAACGUCGAAUGGAUGGGGUGAGUAUAUGAUGAAGAUUGGAAUCGGAACUCCUCCGGUGGACGUUUUAGGGUUUGCUGAUACCGGAAGCUCGCUCAUAUGGACGCAAUGCGAGCCGUGCACGAAGUGCAUCCGUCAGCCAAACCCUCUUUUCAAUCCCAAAGUUUCGGCCACUUACAGAUUACUCAAGUGUUCAUGGACUCAAUGCAGUGAUCUCUCCCCCAUCACGUCUUGUGGAGAGGGCGGCGCUUGUGUGUACAAGGAAGCGUUCGUCGACGGAUCCUACACGCAGGGAAACAUAGCGACCGAGUCCAUAAAGAUCGGUACAAGCAAGAUACUUUCAGUGAUAUUCGGUUGCGGCUACCAAAACUCCCUCCACGCCUCAGGAUCGGCAGGGGUCAUUGGCCUUGACUUGGGGGAAGGCUCUCUCGUCUCUCACCUCGGCCCCGCCAUCAGUGGCGUUUUCUCUUACUGCUUAUCACCGAUCUUUUCGAAUCGGCGGAGCUCUAUCAGUUUCGGGGUCGUUUCAGGUCCUGGCCCGUAUGGGGUCACGACUCCAUUAAGCAAGAAACCCGGUUCCGACCGCUAUCAGUUAACGCUCGAAGCGGUCAGCGUGGAUGGAACAAGGUUGGAGUUUCCUGGCUCGGCUUACGGUGGCGCCAACGAGGGCAAUAUGAACAUUGACUCAGGAACCACGUUGACGUUUCUUCCCAUGGAUUUCUAUAACCAAGUGGUGGCGGAGGUUGAUAAGGUGAUGAAUGCGGAGAAGGUGGACAUGGGGAAGAAGGGGCUCAGCCUCUGCUACAGAGCGGCGGGGAAUGACGUCAUCCUGCCGGAGAUACGGAUGCAUUUCAAAGGCGGCGACUUGAGAUUGAAAAUUCAGCGGGAUACUGUGUGUUUCUCCUUCAUCGGAUCUCCGGCGGAUUCGGCGAUAUUUGGGAACAUGGGUCAGUCCGAUUUCGCCGUUGAAUACGAUCGCAACGCUGGGACCGUCUCUUUCGCCCCGCGUGAAUGCAACUGA